AACAAUCGAAGUGAACAGAUGGAUUCCUACUUUCACACCUGCUUCGUUAUCUAAUAUGUUAGAGAAAAAGGCUCGUCCUGGGUACCGGAGAAUCCUCAAAACAUCCGCAAAAACGUUAAUUGUAAUCGAGGCAAUUUUGUUCGGUGUGUCGUACGCCGGCUGGUACCGAUUGAACACGAAUAGAGAUUUCAGAUAUUACGUUAAAGAAAACUAUCCCAGCGUGCUGGAAGCGUACUACCAACUCGGGGAAACGUUCAGUGGAGAUAAGAAGAUCCGCGCGUACGACGAAGGCAUCUGGCAACAGGAGCAGCAAGCUAAAAAGUAA
Messenger RNA from Anopheles coustani, 325 nucleotides. RefSeq lists its product as uncharacterized. The record is from RefSeq and is a predicted model, not a curated record. The coding region runs from base 56 to 325 and encodes 89 amino acids. The transcript has 2 exons. Lineage: Eukaryota; Metazoa; Arthropoda; Insecta; Diptera; Culicidae.